Molecule: messenger RNA, 3042 nt
Organism: Impatiens glandulifera
Lineage: Eukaryota; Viridiplantae; Streptophyta; Magnoliopsida; Ericales; Balsaminaceae
Product: U3 small nucleolar RNA-associated protein 21 homolog
Exons: 19
Coding region: 179-2911 (910 amino acids)
Biological process (GO): rRNA processing
Cellular component (GO): small-subunit processome; Pwp2p-containing subcomplex of 90S preribosome
Molecular function (GO): protein binding
Source: RefSeq, a predicted model, not a curated record
AUACGCGCGCCAGAAAGACAGAAAGAAAGAGAGAGGUUUCCUCCGCCGCCCCUUCAUACAGGCCGGAAACUGUAUUCAUCCUUCCUUUCUCUUUCCGUUGCGACUUGUAGAAGACAGGUCGGAAGCUGUAUUCAUCUUUUAUCAACAAAUUUCAUUAAGAAAGUGAAGAACGAGAAAAAUGGGUAUAUUUGAACCUUUUCGAGCAAUUGGAUAUAUAAGCUGUGACGUCCCCUUCUCUGUUCAAAGGUUGGGCACUGAGACAUUUGUGACCGUCAGUGUGGGCAAAUCCUGGCAGAUAUACAAUUGUGCAAAGCUCAACUUGGUUCUUGUUGGUCCUCAGCUGCCAAAGAAAAUAAGGGCUCUUGCUUCCUACCGGGACUUUACUUUUGCUGCAUAUGGAAGCAAUAUUGGUGUUUUCAAACGUGCUCAUCAGGUGGCAACAUGGAAGAAUAAUGCUAAGGUCAACCUGCUGCUUCUUUUUGGAGAUCACGUACUUAGCGUGGAUGUUAAUGGCAAUAUUUUUAUUUGGGCCUUUAAAGGAAUUGAUGACAAUCUUUCUUCUGUUGGACAUCUUAUGAUGGACGAGACAUUUAUUCCAACUUGUAUAAUGCAUCCUGACACCUACCUAAACAAGGUGUUACUUGGAAGUCAACAAGGUUCCUUACAACUAUGGAACAUCAGCACACAGAAAAAACUUUACGAGUUUAAGGGAUGGGAGUCACCAAUAGCUUGUUGUGUUUCAUCACCAGCACUAGAUGUUAUUGCAGCGGGAUGUGCUAAUGGAAAGAUUCAUGUCCACAACAUUAAAUUUGACAAAGAGAUAGUCACAUUUAAACAUUCUACUCGAGGAUCUGUGACUGCUUUGUCAUUCAGAACUGAUGGGCAACCUCUUUUAGCAUCCGGAGGUUCAUCUGGGGUCAUAAACAUUUGGAAUCUCGAGAAGAGGAGGCUCCAAUCUGUCAUUGGUGACGCUCAUGACGGUUCAAUAAUUUCAUUGCACUUCUUUGCCAAUGAGCCUGUAUUAAUGAGUUCGUCCGCAGACAACUCUGUGAAAAUGUGGAUUUUUGAUACAAGUGAUGGUGAUCCUCGUUUGUUACGUUUUCGAAGUGGACAUAGUGCACCUCCUCUUUGUUUAAGAUUCUAUGCUAAUGGGAGACACAUUCUUUCUGCUGGUCAAGAUCGUGCUUUUCGUCUCUUCUCAGUUAUUCAGGAUCAGCAAAGCAGAGAGCUUUCUCAACGGAAUAUAUCCAGAAGAGCAAAAAAACUGAAAAUGAAGGAGGAAGAUAUUAAGCUGAGGCCUGUAAUUGCAUUUGAUGUUGCUGAAAUUAGGGAGCGUGACUGGUGCAAUGUGGUCACCUGUCACAUGGACACUGCACAAGCUUAUGUGUGGAGGCUUCAAAAUUUUGUCCUGGGUGAACACAUCCUGAAACCAUGCCCAAAUAACCCAACAAAUGUUAAGGCUUGUGCCAUUAGUGCUUGUGGCAACUUUGCUAUUAUAGGGACAGAAGGAGGCUGGAUUGAGAGAUUCAAUCUUCAAUCUGGAAUUAGCCGAGGCAGUUAUGUUGAUUUAUCUGAAACAAGGGGCUGCGCUCAUGAUGGGGAAGUAAUUGGUCUUGCUAGUGAUUCAACAAACACAUUGAUGAUUAGUGCUGGGUAUCAUGGUGACAUAAAGGUGUGGGACUUCAAGAAACGAACCCUAAUUUCCAGAUGGGAUACAGGCUCUUCUUUGGCAAAGAUUGCAUAUCAUCGUGUUAAUGGUCUCCUAGCAACUGUGGGGGACGAUUUUGUAAUUCGCAUGUUUGACGUUGUUGCAUUGAGAAUGGUUCGUGAAUUUGAAGGUCAUACAGAUCGUGUUACUGAUAUAUGUUUCAGCGAGGAUGGAAAAUGGCUUUUGUCCUCGAGCAUGGAUGGGACUCUCAGAAUAUGGGAUAUUAUAUUAGCAAGGCAAAUUGAUGCUAUUCGAGUUGAUGUUUCUAUUACUGCUUUGUCAUUGUCUCCUAAUAUGGACAUUUUAGCAACAUCCCAUGUUGAUCAAAAUGGUGUCUAUCUUUGGGCUAAUCAGGCAAUGUAUUCUGGAAUGGGUAAUGUUGAGUCCUUCGGAAGUGGGAAGGAAAUAGCAAGCAUUAAAAUGCCAUCUGUUUCAUCAACAAAAGGAGGAUCACAAGAUGAUACAGAAAUGUCAAUUGACUCGAAAAUUGCUGAGAAUUCUGAUGUGCCAGAGUUAGUCCAUAGAAGAAUCCCCGAUCUAGUCACUCUAUCAAUGUUACCCAAGAGCCAAUGGCAGAGCUUGAUCAAUUUGGACAUUAUUAAGGCCCGAAACAAACCCAUUGAGCCCCCAAAGAAACCUGAAAAGGCACCUUUCUUCCUCCCUUCAAUUCCAUCACUUUCUGGCGAAAUACAGUUUAAACCUUCUUCUGAUCCAGCUGCUGCUGCUUCUGAUACUGCUACUGCUACUGAUUCGGAGAAUCAAUUAAGAAGAGAGAACCAAGACGAUACCAAAUUCGUGCAAUAUCUUAAGUUGGCUGCUAAUACAGAAAGCUUUUCAGAAUUCACGGAAUACAUCAAAAGCUUGUCUCCUUCUGCGAUGGACAUGGAACUUAGGAUGCUUCAGAUUAUAGAUGAUGUUGACAAUGAAGAAGAAACUGAUUCGGAGAGAUCUGAGUUGCAUGUUAUACAGCUGCUACUGGAUUAUUUUAUCCACGAGACCUCAACCAGAAAUAACUUCGAAUAUGUACAAGCAGUUAUUAGAUUAUUUUUGAAGAUUCAUGGCGAGACAAUUAGGCAGCAGUUGAAGUUACAGGAGAAGGCCAAGAAGCUUUUGGAAGUUCAAUGUGCUGUGUGGCAAAGAGUCGACAACUUGUUCCAAAGUUCUAGAUGUGUCGUUGCCUUUCUAAGUAAUUCUCAGUUUUAAGGUAAGUUCUUUAGCAAUCAGCUUUUAGCAAAAUUUUGGUUCAUUUUUGAUUUAAUGGUUUAUGCCAUAGUUUGUUUGGGAGGGUGUAAUGACAAACUGACCUAAUUUUCUUGAAUGAAUUUGCUAUGUGU